AUGUUUUUCCAUCUAGUUUUUCCUUUGAUCCUUGGAUUGGACCUCCUUGUGGCUGGUCAGUCAAAACACACGGACCAAAAACAGCGAGACACAUACCCCGACAUAUUAUCAUGCUUGAAAGCAACGGACGAUCCCAUCCUAACACCCGAUUCUCCAGAGUGGGGGGAGUCGAUAAAACCUUAUAACCCGAGAAUCGCACCUAUUCCUAAACUCAUCCUAACACCCAACGAUGUUUCCUGUGUCCAAGAUGCAAUGGCUUGUGCAAGACUUUUUCCUGGAACUCGCCUUGCACCUCUCGGUGGAGGUCACUCGUAUACGUCUUUUGGGUUGGGAGGCACAGAUGGAGCAAUAGUCGUAAACAUGAAGAGCUUCAAGCAGAUCGAGAUGCUGGAACCGCAAGAUGGUGUUGACAUCGUGCGAGUCGGUGGUGGGGUCUUAGUGCGAGAGUUGACCGUCUUUCUACUCAAAAAUGGUGGCCUUUAUUGGCCUCAUGCAAGAUGCACCGAGGUCGGGGUCGUUGGUUCCGCGAUAGGUGGAGGUUUCGGCACAGCCUCAAGGCUCUUGGGAAGUACGCUGGACAACGUGGUGGCGGUUGAUAUAAUCUUGCCGAACGGCAACCUUACACACGCAACAGCAACACAGAAUGCAGAUAUUUUCUUUGCCGUGUUGGGAGCUGGCUCCAGUUAUGGUAUCAUCGUCUCAAUUGACAUCAAAGCCCAUAAACCGUACUCGAGUCCAGUGCUUUACACUUAUCAAUGGAACAAACCUACACUCGAGAAAGCAGUGGCGACUUUCAAUGCGUUUCAAAAUUACGGUAUCGAUCAAGCACCCCCCGAAUUAUCCCUCCGAUUAAAUCUAGGUUUUCCAACAGGUUUUCCAGACCACAUUAUAUUUCAAGGCGUAUAUUACGGAGAUCGGAAGAAAUUCGAGGCCAUCAUAGAGCCCCUACUCAGCCAACUAUCGCCACCGGAUGUUACCAAUGUGACAGCAGUCACGUUUGCGCAAUCUGAGGAGUCACUCAUGGGACCUCUUGACGGCCCACCUGCCAUUAGACCUAGCGCUGUGGCGUAUACCAAUUCUUUAUUGGCUUUUCAACCGCUACCAAACAACACAAUCCAAGAGUUCAUGUCCAACUUGAUGAAAAGAAGCCAAGAAAAGAAAUCUAUCAAUUUUAGGAUGCAACAGUUUUUUGAUUUAUGGGGAGGAAACGGAUCUUACAGUAGUAAGAUGACCAAAGAAGAUGAAGACACUUACGGAUUUCCACACAACAACGCUCUCUUGCUUUUUAGAGCUGAUGGAGUACUCAAUGCGACUACUGCUGAAGCAUGGCCAAGCGAUGGAAUCAGUUUUGUACAAUCCUUUACUAAACCUUUAUUCGAUAGCCAAAAAGACCCUCGAAGUUAUCCAAACUAUCGAGAUAGCGCGUAUACUCAAGAACAGUGGUCUAGCAGGUAUUAUUCUGAUGAGUACCCAAAACUUCAACAAAUCAAAGCCCAUUUGGAUCCAGCAGGUAUCAUGUCAGCUAACCCUCAGAGUGUCCAACCUAGCACCGAUGGUGCCUAA
Melampsora larici-populina 98AG31 is the source of this 1563-nucleotide messenger RNA. RefSeq lists its product as uncharacterized. The record is from RefSeq and is a predicted model, not a curated record. Gene Ontology annotation, molecular function: oxidoreductase activity; FAD binding. NCBI's taxonomy places the organism in Eukaryota, Fungi, Basidiomycota, Pucciniomycetes, Pucciniales, Melampsoraceae. The coding region runs from base 1 to 1563 and encodes 520 amino acids. The transcript is spliced from 9 exons.